CUGAUUUGUUUCAUUUUGCUCGUCCUCGAUUCGUCUGUUCUGAAGCGUGUCUUAUUUGGUUGAUUUUUCUCGUCCUCGCCGUCGGCCGUUUAGAUAGAAAUCGCGUCUGGUUUGAUUUGCUCGUCCUCGCCGCCGUCGUCAGUUUAGAGUCGCGUGUGCUUUGAUUCUUGCUCGUCCUUGCCGUUGCCCCGCGUGUUCUUGGGGCCGUCUCGUCGGGGGUCUUCGUCCCUGUGACUCUGGGAGGAAGCGAGCGAGCGGUCGGUCGGUUUGGGUCACCUUCCGGUUUGCGAGCUAACAAGUCUGCUUGAGAAACUUGUGCGUGCGCUACUGUUAUCUGAGGAUCCUGCGUUUCGUGUUCACGGUGGAGCGAUGGUUCCUGCGUUUCUGUUUGAGAAACUUGCGCGGGCGCUUCUGUUAUCUCACGAUCCUGCGUUUCGUGUUCGCGUCGGGGCGACAGUUGCAGGAACGAUCGGUUCUGGUUCCUAAAUUGGAGCAGUGUCAGAUUGGUUCCUCUGUUCCAUCACCUGCGUUGUUUGUCGGUUAUUUUCAGAUCCCAAACGCAUGCGCCCUUGUGAUACUCUGGUUGCCCUCUGUCGAUUCUUGUUCUACCGGCAGCCGUGUGUACUCCCAUCCUAGAUGCAGAGAAUCCUGUUCUUGUCUGUUGCGGUUGUUCUGAUGCUGUUCUUUUCAAUUGUUUAUUGGUAUCAUGCUUUGCUUAUCUUCCCAUAUGGCAUGAUUGAUUGAUUGUUGUUUGUUGUUUGAUUGAUUGCCUUGAGAUGGAUUGUUGUUUGUUGUUUGAUUGAUUGCCUUGAGAUGGAUUGUUGUUUGUUGUUUGAUUGAUUGCCUUGAGAUGGAUUGUUGUUUGUUCUUUGAUUGAUUGCCUUGACAAGGUAAACACCUAGGCCAAUUGAUUGCUGUUUGUUGCCUUGAGAUGGUAUGUUUAUAUGGCACCAUUGAUUGCUGUUUGUUGCCUUGAGAUUGUACAUGUUUAUAUGGCACGAUUGAUUGCUGUUUGUGUAUGGUUAUUAAGAUUGAUUGCUGUUUGUUGAUUGGUAUCUAACUUUGGUGUAUGUAGUUCCUGAUCAUAGGUAACAGACCUGGCACUACUCUUUUUUCUGAAUUCUUUUGUGAUUAUGUCUUAUGUGGAUAUCAUAUUCUUUUUUUGGUAUUACUGUUGUCCAGCCCUUGGAAUAAUGCUUUUCUAAGUAUUUAAGGUACAGACAUGUUGAUCUGGACAUAUCACAUUUGCUCUUUAUUGUGUUGCUAAGGACACUGAUGGGUUGAGUUGGCAUAUAGUGCAGCCGUGGAUCGCUCAUCAACCUGGUAUCUACCUAACGCAGGUGAGCUCUUUCUGGAUAGGACAGAGGUACAAUAUUUACAUCCAUGGCAGAAGGUUCUUAACCCUGAACUCAUCAAAGGUCCUUGGACUCAAGAGGAAGUUGACAAAAUUAUUGAUCUUGUAAGCAAGUAUGGACCAACAAAAUGAUCUCACUGCAAGGACCUGCAGAAGGACCCUCCCACCUCAGCGCAGGUCCUGUAAGUGAGGACAUGUUCCACUGGCAGGCCACUAUCAUGGGACCCUCGGACAGCCCGUUUACUGGUGGUCUAUUUUUGGUGAACAUCCAUUUCCCACUGGAUUAUCCCUUCAAGCCCGCGAAGGUCUCUUUCCGCACCAAGGUGUUCCACCCAAACAUCAACAGCAACAGCAGCAUUUGCCUUGACAUUCUCAAGGAACAGUGGAGCCCGGCUUUGACCAUAUCAAAGGUCCUCCUGUCAAUCUGUUCGUUGCCGACGGACCCCAACCCCAAUGAUCCUCUGGUGCCUGAGAUUGCUCACAUGUACAAGACUGAUUGGGCCAAGUAUGAGCCCACGGCAUGCGAGACGUAGGGCUGUUACUUCUUCUGUGAAGGGCCUGAACUCGUAAAUCUUGCGUGUACAACUUCACCAUAGUUAGGAUCUUGCCUCCUCAUACCUACCCCCAUUCUACUGUCAGACUUAGAACAACGACAGUUGGCACCCACCGUGGGGCAGGUGUCUUAGCAACUUUCCAGUGAGGUUGUAGUUUUUCCGAUUCC
Aegilops tauschii subsp. strangulata is the source of this 2075-nucleotide messenger RNA. RefSeq names its product ubiquitin-conjugating enzyme E2 28. The record is from RefSeq and is a predicted model, not a curated record. NCBI's taxonomy places the organism in Eukaryota, Viridiplantae, Streptophyta, Magnoliopsida, Poales, Poaceae.